Molecule: messenger RNA, 2250 nt
Organism: Selaginella moellendorffii
Lineage: Eukaryota; Viridiplantae; Streptophyta; Lycopodiopsida; Selaginellales; Selaginellaceae
Exons: 14
Coding region: 130-2187 (685 amino acids)
Source: RefSeq, a predicted model, not a curated record
UUAGGGUUUGUGGCUAUGGCUGAACUUCAGCGCAAGAGCUCCGCGCGUCGGGAAAGCAGCGUUUCCUGAUCCAUCAGUCGAGGGAGCUAUCAGCACGCAGCGAUCGGAAUUUUGGUGAAUCGGGUCACGAUGCGAAAGAGGGACUUGGGAAUUCUGAUUAUCUCCGCGUUCGCCAUUUUUUUCUCCCUCCAGAACGAAGGGAACUUCUCGUUCAAAGAAUCGUGGUUCCAUGUCGUCGACGAAGCGUAUCCCAUCAAGCACGAAGCCGAGCGCUUGCCGCCCCCUCUUGUCACUGAUCUAAACGCCGACGGUCGCAACGAAGUUAUCGUCGCAACUCACGACUCCAAGUUACUGGUACUGGAUCCUCACUCGAAACUCACUGAAGAUGGAUUCAGCGAGGCACGAACCAUUACUGAAGUUUCUCUUCUUCCCGAGAAAGUUAGAAUAUCGGCUGGGAGGAGACCUGUGGCCAUGGCCGCCGGAGUCAUUCAGCGAUCUUAUAACGAAGGAAAGCCCAGGAAGCAAGUUCUGGUGGUAGUCACGGCGGGCUGGGUGAUUAUGUGCUUCGAUCACAACUUGAAAAAGCUCUGGGAAUCGAGUGUACAGGAUGACUUUCCUCACGGAGCUUUUCACAAGGAAGUGAGCAUUUCUAUCAGUAAUUUCACCUUGCGGCAUGGAGACACGGGCCUUAUAAUCGUGGGAGGCAGCAUGGAGGCUCAGUCUCAGGUGUAUUUGGAUCCAUUCGAGGAGGAGCUCCUAGCAGAAAAGGAAGAAGAGCGUCACCGGCAUGCUGCAGAUGCCAAAGAAGGUUCCGAGGAUGUUAAUGCGGGAAAGACUCACCAUUUUUCAUACUAUGCUUUUGCUGGUAUGACUGGGGAGCGUAGAUGGGAGCACAAGAGUGCGGAUUUUCAUCGAGACCUCUCUUCCGCAGCUGAACUCACACCCCAGCACAAUUACAGGCUAGAUGCUGCUUCCCUUCAAGGCCGUCAGCUCGACGAGGUUCAUUGCAGGGACUAUCGCCAGUCCAUACUUCAAGUUUUGCCACAUCGCUGGCAAAGCAGAGAUGAUACUCGGUUCCAGCUAGUGCACUUUGUAAAGCACGAAAGGAAGCACCACAAGAAACAACCGGGUUCUAAUAGAGAAAGGUAUCCUCUCAAGCGUCCUAAUGAUCCGCAUGUUCCUGGUAAAGACCCUUCGAACAAAGUCGCUCAAGCGCUUGGAAAGGCUGCGAAGCUCGCCACUUCAGCUCGGCCAAAAACGAGAUACGCAUACAUCCCAGUGAUUACCAAUCAAUCCUCGUACUGGUGGCUGCCAAACGUUGUUGUGGCGCAUUUGAAGGAAGGCAUUGAAGCGGUGCAUCUUGCGAGCGGUCGAACUGUUUGCAAGCUAUGGCUUCACGAAGGAGGAUUGCACGCUGAUAUAAACGGCGAUGGAGUUUUGGACCACGUCCAGGCAGUAGGAGGCAGCGGGACUCACGUAGCUGCAGGCACCAUGGAGGCGAUCAAGCCUUGCUGGGCCGUGGCCUCGUCUGGAACCUUAGUACGCCAGCAGCUUUUCAAUGGCUCCAUAUGUAGAAACUCGGGCUAUGGAGCCUUCCAACAAGGCGAGUUCAUGUCGAGAACGUUUGGACGGAACUUGGACGCCUCCCCCAUCGAAGUUGUUCCUCCGGUCUUCUUUCUCAGGCCCACUGGCUAUGGCGACGUGAUCUUCCUCACCAGCCGUGGAGAGGUAACCUCUUACACUCCAGCCGGUAAUCAACGCUGGCAGAUCGUCACGGGAGCUAUAUGGUCGAGCAAGCCAAUGCUGUCGAGCUUCGGCGUGGAUCGAGCUGUUCCAACGCUCGAGGUGAUGGCGCUGCGAAAGAAUGGCCGCGGCGAAGUUAUCCUCGCGGCUGGCGAGCAGGAGGCAGUGCUUAUAUCCUCGUCCGGCCACCAGAUCGCAACUCUGGCGCUUCCUUCGCCACCAGCGCGUCCGAUCGUGGUGGCGGACUUCUCCGGCGAUGGAUUCAACGACGUGAUUGUGGUGACGGCGUCCGGGAUCUAUGGCUUCGUCCAGACGCAGCACCAAGGCGCGGUGUUCUUCAGCUUCCUGGUGGGCUGCUUGAUCAUUGCGAUGUGUGUGAUCUUUGUAAUGCAGCACCUGCAAGCUCCCAAGGGAAAGCCCAAGAAGAAGAGCACGGACUUGUAAAGAAGUUUUGAGAAACUGUGAGUCUGGAAGAUUGAGCAAAUAUCUAUGUACGAGGCUUGCAUC